This is a messenger RNA of Colius striatus (speckled mousebird), 6868 nucleotides long. It is a transcript of the gene YEATS2, whose product is annotated as YEATS domain containing 2. Gene Ontology annotation, cellular component: NuA4 histone acetyltransferase complex. Lineage: Eukaryota; Metazoa; Chordata; Aves; Coliiformes; Coliidae. Gene Ontology annotation, molecular function: histone binding. Gene Ontology annotation, biological process: chromatin remodeling; regulation of transcription by RNA polymerase II. The record is from RefSeq and is a predicted model, not a curated record.
GUGCAGGCGGCGGGGCUGGGCCGGGCCGGGCGGCGGAGCGCGGAGUGGAGAGAACAUGUCUGGGAUGAAGAGAGUGAUCGCAGAGAAGGACCCUGACUAUGAGGAGAUCACCGUCACGCAUCCCAGCAAGCGCCACAAAGCAGCCGAGCAGUCAGCUCGAGAUGUCGCUGUGCAGAAGAUCGAGACGAUUAUAAAAGAACAGUUUGCUGUUGAAAUGAAGAGUAAAGAGCAUGAAAUCGAAGUCAUAGAUCAGCGCCUGAUCGAAGCGAGGAGGAUGAUGGAUAAGCUGCGUGCCUGCAUCGUGGCCAACUAUUAUGCAUCUGCUGGUCUCCUGAAAGCUGGAGAGGGUGCCAGGUCGUGCGAUGCGACAAUUCUUAAUCACCCUUCAAUCAAGAAGUUCCUGGAGUCACCCUCUCGCUCCUCAUCUCCAGCAAACCAGGGCUCAGACACUCCCUCUGCCAACCACUCCGAGAGCGACUCGCUCUCUCAGCACAAUGACUUUCUCCCGGACAAAGACAAUGGCAACUUGGAGGCAGAUGAGCGGCUGCCAAACAGCCUGGACCAGAGACAGAGCAGAAACACUGGCCGGGACAGUUCGAGUGUUUCAAGCUCUCAGAAGCCAGGACAGCGAAACACCGGCCUGUCCAGCGAGGAGACCUCACGCCUUUAUGUGAAGAAAACAAUCGUGGUUGGCAACGUCUCCAAGUACAUUCCCCCUGACAAGAGAGAAGAAAACGAUCAGUCGACCCAUAAGUGGAUGGUGUACGUCCGAGGCUCUCGCAGAGAGCCCAGCAUCAAUCAUUUUGUUAAGAAAGUUUGGUUCUUCCUCCAUCCCAGCUACAAACCUAAUGACCUGGUAGAAGUGAGAGAACCUCCCUUCCACCUGACCAGGAGAGGCUGGGGAGAGUUUCCUGUGAGAGUCCAGAUACAUUUCAAGGACAGCCAGAACAAGAGGAUCGAUAUCAUACACAACUUGAAGUUGGACAGGACCUACACAGGCCUGCAGACACUUGGCGCAGAAACGGUAGUGGAUGUGGAGCUGCAUAGACAUUCCCUUGGUGAGGAGUACCUCUUCUCCCAGUCUUCAGAGUCUGACCUUUCUGAUGUUCCUACAACUUUACCACUGCCACUGAGUAUCCCAGCACCAGUCAAAGCUUCUUCCCCAAUCAAACACUUGCGAGACUCCAGCCCAGAUGCUUCCACGGACAAAGGAUUCUCUGGGAAUGCUGAAAGCGAAAGACAUGCCACGUUUUAUUCCCUGCCAUCUUCGAUAGAACGGACUCCCACCAAGUUAGCCACACAGAAAGUUGCCUUUGGCUCUCAUGGAAAUUCAGCCUUUCAACCCAUUGCAGCUAGCUGUAAAAUAGUGCCUCAAGGUCAGAGUCCAAGCCCUGCAGAGUCACCAGGAAAAUCCUUCCAGCCUAUCACCAUGAGUUGCAAGAUUGUAUCAGGUUCUCCAAUAUCGACCCCUAGUCCAUCUCCGCUACCUCGUACCCCAACCUCCACUCCGGUGCACAUGAAGCAAGGCUCUGCUAGUUCAGUCAUUAAUAACCCGUAUGUUGUUGUGGACAAGCCUGGACAGAUGGUUGGAGCAGCAGCCACAAGCACAGGGAGCCCGACCAGCAAAGUGCCGGGUGUUUGUCAGGCCUCUCACGGGACUGGAUCUCCUGUCUCAAAGACCCACGGGAGCAGUUUUGUCACCUCAGCUGUCAAGCAGGAGGAUUCUCUGUUUGCCACCAUGCCACCUCUUUGUCCCAUUGGGAGUCAUUCCAAGGUGCAAAGCCCCAAAUCAGUCACUGGAGGACUUGGAGCUUUUACAAAGGUGAUAAUAAAGCAGGAGCCAGGAGAGCUGCCCCAGCAAGCCCAGGUGCCAGCAGCAGGCACGGGCACGCAGAGCUCGGUGCAGCAGUACGUCACCGUCAAAGGCAGCCACAUGUUGGCCUUGUCACCGCAGAAGCCGGUGGUGAGCGAGGGCACGGUGCAGUCCAAGGUUGUUGGUGUUCCAGUUGGUUCUGCUUUACAGUCCACAGUGAAACAAGCAGUGGCUAUAAGUGGGGGCCAGAUACUUGUGGCAAAAUCCAGCUCUUCAGUGGCAAAGGCUGUUGGCCCAAAGCAGGUCGUGACUCAAGGUGUAGCCAAAGCCAUCGUGAGCGGAGGAGGAGGGACAAUUGUUGCUCAGCCUGUGCAGACUAUAACGAAGGCACAAGUUUCUUCCACAGGUGCUCAGAAAAGUACAUCUCAAGGCUCAGUGAUGGCUACACUGCAGUUACCAGCCACCAACCUGGCCAACUUGGCAAACCUACCACCAGGCACCAAACUGUACCUCACCACCAACAGCAAGAAUCCUUCUGGGAAAGGAAAACUGCUUCUGAUCCCCCAAGGAGCCAUCCUGCGAGCCACAAAUAAUGCCAGUCUCCAAUCUGCUGCUUCUACAAACAGUGGAGGAGGAGGAGGAGGAACCCAAAGCACAAGCAGUAACUUGUCACAGCACCUCACCUAUACAUCCUACAUUCUGAAGCAGACACCCCAGGGCACCUUUCUGGUUGGCCAGCCUUCUCCUCAGAGUUCUGGGAAGCAGUUGACUCCAGCUUCAGUUGUUCAGGGCAAUGUCGGAGUUGGAGCAUCUUCCACACCAGGACAAGCACUAAAAGUGAUAACUGGACAGAAAACAGCCCUGUUUACACAGGCUGCACCCAGUGGACAAACAUCACUGGUGAAAAUAUCAGAUGGGUCUAUAAAAUCAGUGCCUGCCUCAUCCCAGCUCUCUAAACCUGGCACCACUGUGCUGAGAGUAUCAGGAGGUGUUAUCACCACAGCUGCUGCUCCUGCCGUGGCCCUGCCCACAAAUGGGGUGGCUCAGCAAAUAGAUAAUGCAGGUUCCAGUUCUUCAUCUUCUGGAGCUCCUGCAGCAAAGACACCUGGACAGCAACAGCAAAUCUGCAUAAGCCAGAGCCAGUCUACUUCAUCAGUAGUGAAUAAGACUGCUACUUCCACUGUUGUAAGUGUUACUUCUCUGAUGACUACACCAACACCUGUGACUGGAAAAGCUGCAGUAUCAGGGUUGCUAAAAAUCCACUCAAAUCAGUCUAGUCCACAGCAGGCUGUUCUGACAGUUCCCAGCCAGCUUAAACAGCUCGGUGUAAACACAGCUUCUGGAGGUGUUCAGACAAUACUCAUGCCUAUGAACAAAGUGAUACAGUCACUUACUACCAGCAAAGUUUCAGCUGUUUCAGCUGUCACAGCAGCAAGCACAGUUGUGUCCAGUCCUUCUACAGCACCCAUCACUAAAGUUAAGAUGGAGCCCGAUUCAACAGCACCAAACUGCAGUUCUGUGGCUACCCAGGAAGGCCAAGCAGCAGUCAAAACAGAGGAGAGCUCCGAGCUUGGGAAUUAUGUUAUCAACAUAGAAUAUUUGGAGAACAUCAAGUGUCCUUCAUCUUACAGCAGUGGUGAGGAGCUGUGCCGAAAGCUGGAGGAGCUACAGCAGUUUCUGAAACGAGAGCCAGAACAUGAAGAGGAAGUAGAUAUUCUCAAUUUUAGUGAGCCAUUAAAAAUAAACAUCAAGAAAGAGGGAGAGAAACAAGAGGAGGUGAAAUUCUACUUGGCUUCCUUGCCUGCAUCAGAGUUUGUGAGGGACACUGCAGAGAAGAUAGGCAUUUCUUUUCAGCCUGCUGAGGUACAGAAAAAUGUUUAUGCAUCAGUAAUAGAAGAUAUGAUUUUAAAGGCCACUGAGCAGCUGAUGAGCGAUAUCCUGCGGCAGGCGCUGGCCGUGGCCUACCAGACAGCUCCUCACAACAGGACUCCAAGAGAGAUCACAGUGAUGAACAUUCACAAAGCCAUCUGUAAUAUUCCCUUUCUUGACUUCCUCACAAACAAACAUAUGAAGAUACUAAAUGAGGAGCAAUGAAAUAGAGCAGAGAAGAUGCUACAGGAAAGGUGGAUUUAUGACUGCAGUUGAGUUGACAAAUCCAGUAUUUCUGUAGGACACUAUUACAUACAUUUAGAACAUUGGGCUACUAGAUUGUUACCUCCAAUUAAAGAUGCACCUUAAUGCAACAACAUGAUGCUCUGUUCCAAAUCAAGCUGUUAAAUGUCAGUGUUUACUUGGUAAGUGUAUGUUCAGUGGCUGAACAAACAUUGUCAGUUUGCAUCGAGUUGCUAGCUGUGAGAGUCUCCACAGGCCUGGUCUCUCUGAGACAGCUGCAUUGAAGAGAUUGAACUGGAGUAUUUCUAAGAGAAUGCUUUUUGAUGCAGUCUGCAUACGAGCUGGUUUCCCCAUGCAGCAACACAGCAGCUGCUUUGGCACUCUGAGGAGUCAAAGACAGCUUUCAAAGGUGGAUUGUUCAAGUAGAUGGAUGGGUUAGUUGGUUAGGUUUGGUGUGGGGGAGCAGAAGGCUGCUGGCUGCAACAAAUUCUGCCAGUCCUGCUGGAGCAUGGUGUGUGUGACUGAGAACACAGCUGGGGUGGGCUUAUCAUUAGCUUGUUCAGCUAAGUGUCACCUAAGCAAAUUCCUUGCCUCUCUAGAUGAGAUGCCACCCUUCUUAGUCAUCUCAGGAAGGGUAGACUGGCACAUGCUCAAUCAAGAUCAACAAGCCACAGUCAGGCUUGGCAAGACUUGUCUGACUGCUUGUCCUUCGAGGGAAAGGAGAGGAGCAAGGCCAGCAUUCAGUGUUGGUGGCCUUGGUCUGGCUGAAACACUUUGCAUGCCCAGCAAGUGCCUCCCCAGGCUGCCAGAAGGUUUGGAGUGUGCUGGAAGGCAGGUCACCAGCUGUGUUGUGCAAGUCUGAAGUCUUUGACAACGUUCAGUAGCCAUCAGCUUGGAUUGUGAAGUGCUAUAGGAGAGCACCACUUCUGUGGACUUAACUUCUGCUCAACUCAGAAAAAAUGUCAGAGAUUUGCUGCUUGUGAGGAGCUCCUCUGAUGUCUUGACUGCAGGAGGAAGCUCUGCACCUACCCAUCUGGGGAGAUGUGUUUGCAGCCUGGCUAUCAACACCUGGCUGAGGAAGGCUUUGCUGACAACAUCUUGACCACCCCACAUCCACCACCCCCUUUGUCCUGCCUCCUGGGUGCUUGCUAGUAGUGUGAAUAAGCCAUUGUUGAGCUGGUGGGACUCCUGGGGACUGUCAUGCUUUCAGGGUGCUUGUUUUGUGAAGCAGUGCUGUCGUAUGGGUGGACCAUGAGUCACACAGCCAGAACCUCCAAUGCGCUGAUCUCAGCUGGGUCUCUGAUCUGCUGCAUGGCCUUUUGAUUUAAUCACUCUGUGCCUCAGUUUCCCCAUCUCUGAGCAUGGGGAGCAGGAUACCUACCUCACAGGGGUGUACUGAGGCCUCGCUCUUGUUGGUGCCGUGCUUUGACAACACAAAGCCUUUUAUAAUCAUUAAACUACCGUUAUCUUUCCUGGCCUGGGGUAGGAACAGAAAUCUUCAAAAUGUUAUCUUUUGGUGCUUUUUUUGGGGGGACUAGGAGACAGGUGAUGGUAACUCCAGUAGUGUGCAGGAACUGUGGAAGACAGUCCAGUUAGAGGGUGGUUUCAGGGUUGCAAGGAGAGUAGCGUGGUUUUGAUGCAGUUCUUAAACUGAAGAGGGUACUGUGUAUCUCAGAUGAGAUGCUGCCUGUCUUCUCCACCUCUAAAAUAAACCCUGGGGUCUUUCAGAAGCCCCUCUCAGUCCAUCAGAGCUAACAGGGAGUUACAGUUCUCUUGAAUAUGAGAGUGGCAGAACCUGACCCUUGAAUCUAGGAAAUGGGACCAAUGGAUGAAAUCCAAACAGCGUUCAGAGAAGGACUUAAAUGCCCCUUUGCAAAGGGCAUUACAGAUGCUCUGGAUUCAAAAGAUAAUCCUGGCUUGUCUGGGUGAGCUGAGUGCAGGAUUGCCUGCACAGUGAAAUGCACAGCUUAGCCCUGACAUGAGGUUUUCAGCUGAGGUCAGUGAAGGGGUGAAGCAGCAAUGAUUCUGUUUGAGCUCAGUGUUUUGAGAGUCAGGAGGAAUCCCCCAGGCAGCUGGGGAACUCGCAGGCCCCACACUUUGUAGGCUGUAGUGAACUCCAAGUGCAUGCUGCUGCUUUCAGGCACUCCUGAACGUGGCUUUUACAAGAGAGAAGGGCACUUUCAAGAUAUUUGUCACUAAUUGCUAUGGCAGCCUGCAGGUUGUGUGGGAACAGCCUUUUGGGCGAGCUCAGCCGUGCUGUGAUCUGCGAUGACACACGCGGCUGCAGCCCCCGUCUCUUGUGGGAUUUGGUUUCUGGGAUAACGCCCAGGAGCAGCUCUGGAGGAUGCAGGAGCUCAUCUUUGGGCAUCUGUUUGCAAACUGUGGCUUCUCUGCCCGUGUCCUGCUUUCCUGUGAGGAAUGGAGUUUCAGAAUGAGUCCUGAAGCAGGCAGGUAAAUGCCCCUUGCUCUUAAUGGGGUUCUUGCAGUGGAGAUCUGUUGCUACAUGUGUGAGCAACCACAGGUUACUCUCCUAGGAGAUGUUCUAUUAAUAACCUAUAAAGUUUGCUGAAGAGAAAUAAAAGCAGGUAGAAAAUAACACACUUGUGUAGUCCUUUGUGUAGUAGGAAACAUUUACAACAAGCUCUUUGAAGCUUGAAAAGAGGGAGGAAGAUUUGUCAGCGAGAAGUUCCUGCAGGGGUUGCUUGGACAUGAGCUAGAGGUGGUGGAAUUUCAUGCACCCCUUCAGGUGUGUGUGGACUGCUAGAGAUGUGUUGGAACAUUACAGUGUCUUUCUCUGGCUUUCUAAAGAGUCUUGAUACAAGUUAAAUAUCUCUUUACAAAUAUUGCCCCUAUUUGUAAUGCUGAGUGUUUAAAUCCUUCAUGUUAUCUGUAUUAUACUGUAUCAUUGUGUAAGAUAUGUAUGUUUACAAUAAAUUCUUUUAU